UGUUUUGGGCGAGCAGUCUGGAAUCCUUCUGUGACUGCUAUUUUGGAAAUAAGAACAGACACUCUUCAGUAGUAACCCGGGAAAGAACAAACAGCGGACCUCUGGAGACUGGCCUGUCCCUUUCCGGUGACAACCUACCCCGGGUUCUGAGGAAUUCCUUGUCGCGGCUUUUGGAGUGCCCAGCUUUGCGUUUGUGUUGAGCCAGGCUGGCGGGUCUACUCCCGGCUGCUGCUGCUGAACGAGCCGGCGAGUGUCUCUCUCUUGGCAAGAACAUUCCCCUUCGUGAAGCAACCCCACCCCUGCAUCCCAGCCAGCCUUCCGUGAAAGAGCAUCAAACUAAGGAAAAAAAAAGAGAAUAUGCUGGAUCUGGAAUAUUUUUGGAACCGGCUGUUGCUGACACUUGGUGUGCUUCUGGUUUUAAAGCCCUCUGGUUGCGUCCGUACGUCAGACUCGCGGCCAAACUUUCUUCUGCUGAUGGCAGAUGACCUCGGCAUUGGAGACGUCGGCUGCUAUGGAAACAACACCAUAAGGACUCCAAAUAUUGACCGGCUUGCAGAGGAUGGUGUGAAGCUCACUCAGCAUAUCUCGGCUGCGCCGGUGUGCACGCCAAGCAGAGCUGCGUUCCUCACUGGCAGGUACCCCAUCCGAUCAGGUAUGGUUUCCAGCAAUGGUAACCAAGUUCUUCAGUGGACAGGAGUAUCUGGAGGCAUUCCAACAAAUGAGAUGACAUUUGCAAAAAUAUUAAAAAAUAAAGGCUAUGCCACAGGACUAAUAGGAAAAUGGCAUCUGGGACUCAACUGUGACUCAGCUGGUGAUCACUGCCACCACCCGCUCAACCAUGGGUUUGACCACUUCUACGGCAUGCCUUUCUCCCUGAUGGGUGAUUGUAUACAGUGGGAAAUCUCAGAGAAGCGUGCAGGCUUGGAGCACAGACUCAACUUGUGUGUUCAAAUCGUGGCCUUUGCUGCCCUCACACUCACCGUGGCAAAGCUCAUUCACCUGAUAUCCAUCGCAUGGAUGCCAGUCAUCUGGUCAACCGCAGCAGCUGUCCUGCUCUUCUUGACCUCCUAUUUUGUGGGCGUUCUGAUUGUUCAUGCGGACUGUUUCCUGAUGAGACAUCACACCAUCACGGAGCAGCCCAUGCAUUUCCAAAGAACCACACCUCUCCUUCUCAAGGAGGUCAGCUUGUUUGUCCAAAGAAACAAGCACAAGCCUUUCUUGCUCUUUGUUUCCUUCUUACAUGUCCACACCCCUCUUAUUACUACCAAGAACUUCUGCGGGAAGAGUCUCCAUGGGAUGUACGGGGACAAUAUCGAGGAGAUGGAUUGGAUGGUGGGACAGAUCCUUGAUACUUUGGACAAGGAAGGUUUGACCCAGAGCACCCUCGUGUAUUUUACAUCUGAUCACGGCGGAUCCUUGGAGUCUCAGCUUGGAAACAAUCAGUAUGGUGGCUGGAAUGGAAUAUAUAAAGGUGGAAAAGGCAUGGGAGGCUGGGAAGGUGGGAUCCGUGUCCCGGGAAUAUUCCGGUGGCCUGGGGUGCUGCCUGCCGGCCGAGUGAUCGACGAGCCCACGAGCCUGAUGGACGUCUACCCCACCGUGGUGCAGCUGGGAGGUGGCCAGGUGCCCCGGGACAGAGUGAUCGAUGGCCAGGACCUGUUGCCUUUGCUUCAGGGGACAACACAGCACUCAAGCCACGAGUUCCUGCUGCAUUACUGCGAGGACAUCCUGCACGCAGCCCGCUGGCACCAGCGUGAACGGGGAACAGUGUGGAAGGUCCACUACAUGAGCCCAGUGUUCCACCCAGAGGGAGCUGGCGCCUGCUAUGGGAAAGCCGUCUGCCCGUGCUCCGGGGAAAAAGUGGCCUUGCACGAUCCACCACUACUGUAUGAUCUCUCGAGAGACCCUUCUGAGGCCCAUCCCCUGACACCGGACAUGGAGCCCUCAUUCACCCAGGUGCUGGAGAGAGUGGAGCAGGCCGUGCGGGAGCAUCGGAGAACCCUGAGCCCAGCUCCCAUGCAGCUGGACUCCGGGAACGUGUGGAAGCCGUGGCUCCAGCCUUGCUGUGGCCUGUUCCCACUCUGCUGGUGUGAUCAGGAAGAUGACUGGCAGUGAGUGACAGCCGGCGCAAGCUGGGCCUGCUGCUGUCCCCCGUCACUGGAUUUCUUCACUUGGGGCAAAAUAAAUCUUUGCUGGGAAUUGAGGAAUCCAUUUCUAUAGGGCUUAAUUGGUUCACCAGGUCAAAAGAGAAAGCAUCAAGAAAAAGCAGUAAGGGGCCAUCACUAGGUAACAAAACUCAUGUCCCCAGCAGCAGGGUGGGUGGGAUCCCUGACCCCCAGCCCCACUUGGAGAAGGUUACUCUGUACUCAAGGGCUUGAAGAAUCCAACUCCUAAGGGAAUGUGUUUCUAUCCUUACAGAUUUACAGGUGAAUGGGAGUGUAAUGAAUAGAACUGAUAAAGUGUG
Messenger RNA from Choloepus didactylus (southern two-toed sloth), 2461 nucleotides. Its product is annotated as arylsulfatase L-like. Lineage: Eukaryota; Metazoa; Chordata; Mammalia; Pilosa; Megalonychidae. The transcript is spliced from 11 exons. The record is from RefSeq and is a predicted model, not a curated record. The coding region runs from base 358 to 2112 and encodes 584 amino acids. Gene Ontology annotation, molecular function: arylsulfatase activity.